Poecilia reticulata (guppy) is the source of this 2582-nucleotide messenger RNA. RefSeq names its product extracellular calcium-sensing receptor-like. Gene Ontology annotation, biological process: G protein-coupled receptor signaling pathway. The record is from RefSeq and is a predicted model, not a curated record. Gene Ontology annotation, cellular component: plasma membrane. Lineage: Eukaryota; Metazoa; Chordata; Actinopteri; Cyprinodontiformes; Poeciliidae. Gene Ontology annotation, molecular function: G protein-coupled receptor activity.
CUGGAGGAUGCGCAGCUCAUUAGGAACGGGGACAUUAUGUUGGGAGGAAUAUUUUCUUUCCACAGCAGCUGGAAAAACAGCCAAGAUAACUAUGAAAAAAGCCCUCAGAGACUGCAAUGCACCAGUUUAAAUUUCAGAGACUUCCAGUUUGCUCAAGCCAUGCUUUUUGCCAUUGAGGAAAUUAACAACAGUUCAGAUCUACUGCCGGGAGUUACUCUGGGCUACAAAAUGUACGAUACCUGUGGCUCCAUUGCCAGAAGUGUAAGAGUUGCCUUGUCCUUGCUCAACGGUAACGACAUUGAGGCUUUACCUGCAGAGGCAUGUACAAGACCUGCACAGGUUCAGGUGAUAAUGGGAGAAACGUCUUCCUCCCCUACAGCAGCCAUAGCGACUGCAAUAGGACCCUUUCACAUCCCAAUGAUCAGCCACUUUGCCACGUGUGCUUGUCUCAGUGAUAAAACCAAGUACCCCUCAUUUCUCAGAACAAUACCCAGUGACUAUUACCAGAGCAGAGCUCUGGCCCAACUGGUCAAAUAUUUUGGUUGGACUUGGAUUGGUGCCGUCAGAACCAAUGACGACUACGGAAACAACGGCAUGGCGACGUUCAUAGCAACCGCGCAGCAGCUGGGUGUAUGUGUGGAGUACUCCAUAUCGUUCUUUAGAACUGAUCCACUGGAGAAAAUACAAAAAAUAAUUGAGAUUAUUAAGACAUCUACCUCAAAGGUCAUUGUUACUUUCCUUUCCAACAUGGACUGGGAUGUGCUGUUGCAUGAAUUUUCUAGGAACAAUCUGACCGGCUAUCAGUGGGUGGGAACCGAAGGCUGGAUUUCCGAUUCUCAAAUUGCGGCGACGGAUAAAAGUCAUAUUCUGGAUGGAGCUAUAGGGCUCUCCAUCCCUAAGGCGCACGUGAGCGGAAUCAAAAAGUUCAUGUUUAACGUUAAGCCGCUAAAUUCAUCUAACAGCGUCUUAUUUAGGGAGUUCUGGGAGGCGUUGUUCAGCUGUAAGUUCAAUCAGUCAAACUCGGGGGAGAUUCAGAAAAUAUGCACCGGAGAGGAAGAUCUAACCGGAAUAGAAAACAGCUUCACUGACAUGUCACUCAUGCCAAUAUUUUACAAUGUCUACAAAGGGGUUUAUGCAGUGGCUCACGCUCUGCACGAAAAACUCAACUGUAAUAAAACAUGUGACAAGAACGUCCAGCUAGAUCCGUACACAGUUUUACAGCAACUACAAAAGAUCCACUUCAAAACAAAGGAAGGAGACUUUGUCUACUUCAACGACAAUGGAGACCCACCAGCAAAAUACGAAAUAAUAAACUGGCAGCCGAGAGAAAACAACACAGUUGAAUUUGUCGGUGUUGGAAUAUAUGAUGCGUCUUUACCUGAAGAUAGACAACUGAGUGUGAAAAACAUGUCUUUAAUCUGGGCUAAAAACUCACUACAGGUCCCUGUGUCAGUUUGCAGUGAGAAGUGUCCUCAUGGCACACAUAAGGUCCUCCAGAAAGGAAAACCUGUUUGCUGUUACGACUGUGUGCGAUGUGCAGAAGGAGAAAUGAGCAACGCCACAGAUUCUAUCUCUUGUUUGAAAUGCUUCCCAGAGUUCUGGUCAAAUGAGGAAAGAGAUGCCUGCAUAAAGAAAGAGGAGCUGUUCCUUUCGUAUGAGGAAAUUAUGGGGGCGUUACUAACAACAGCUUCCAUAUUUGGAACCUGCAUGACUGCUCUUGUUGCGGCCAUUUUCUUCAGACAUCGCAAAACUCCUCUUGUGAGGGCAAACAACUCUGAGCUGAGCUUCCUGCUGCUCUUCUCCUUGACUCUGUGUUUCCUCUGCUCUCUGACGUUCAUCGGCCAGCCGUCUGAGUGGUCCUGCAUGCUGCGGCACACGGCCUUCGGCAUCACCUUCGUCCUCUGUAUGUCCUGCGUUCUGGGCAAAACCAUAGUGGUUCUAAUGGCCUUCAAAUCUUCGCUUCCAGGGAGAAAUAUCACAAAAUGGUUUGGGCCUACGCAGCAGAGAGUCAGUGUUCUGGGUUUUACUCUGAUACAGGUUAUCAUUUGUAUAAUCUGGGUAACAAUGGCUCCUCCACUUCCAAUCAAGAACUUUAAGGAAUUCAAAGAUAAAAUCGUUCUGGAGUGUGAUUUAGGCUCCACCAUUGGUUUCUGGUCUGUGCUUGGAUAUAUAGGUCUCCUCGCCAUGUUGUGUUUUCAUUUUGCUUUUUUGGCUCGAAAGUUACCGGAUAAUUUCAAUGAAGCUAAACUGAUCACCUUCAGCAUGCUGAUAUUCUGCACAGUCUGGAUCACUUUCAUCCCAGCGUACGUCAGCUCUCCUGGGAAGUUCAGUGUCGCUGUUGAAAUCUUUGCUAUCCUGGCCUCCAGUUUUGGAUUGCUGAUUUGUAUUUUCAUACCAAAAUGCUACAUCAUUUUACUAAAACCGGAGAAAAAUACAAAGAAAAACAUGAUGGGGAAAGGACCAAGAAAACCUUAACAAGAAGGGGUUGUUUUUAACAUAUACAAACCCACAGCAAAAUAAAUAAAUAAAUAAAUAAAAAAGUCAAAUGCAGUAAGGUAGUGAUUUUCUAAUAGCAAAAUAAA